AAAAAAAAACAAACAGAAAGUGUAUAGUGUGAUUUCAAUGGUUUUUAAGCAAAAAUUCCACCACAUUAAGCAUUAAAUAGACUCCGCCCUCGCCAGCGGCUGUAGGGACUGAAGGGGCGGGGCCCACCGCAGAGCCCCGCCUCCUCCAGGCUCCCGUCGUCGGCGUCACCGGGAGGUGGGGGKGCGCCGUUCUGGUCGUGAGCAGCUCGGCACCGACAAGCGCAGCAGCUGGCUGUCACCCUCUACGUGCCGCGGGAAGACUCGGGCGCCUCCCGUCACUCGUCGCGGUGAACGACAUGGCCUCCGACGGCAUGGACGAGCGGUCUCCGCUGCUGUCGGGCCCCAACUCGGAGAAUGUGACCCCCACCGCUCCCCCGUACCUGCAGGAUUCAAGUCCCCGAGCUGAACUACCUCCUCCGUACACCGCCAUCGCCAGCCCCGACGCCGGGGGCGUGCCCGUCAUCAACUGCCGCGUCUGCCAAUCCAUCAUCAACCUGGACGGGAAGCUGCAUCAGCACGUGGUCAAGUGCACCGUCUGCAACGAAGCUACGCCCAUAAAGAACCCCCCAACAGGGAAGAAGUACGUGAGGUGUCCCUGCAACUGCCUGCUCAUCUGUAAAGACACAUCCCGGAGGAUAGGAUGUCCUCGACCAAACUGCAGACGCAUCAUCAACCUGAGCCCGGUGAUGGUGAUCCCCGAGGAGCAACCCGCCCAGCCCGCGCUGCCCAUCCAACCCGAGGGGAUGAGGGUGGUCUGCGGUCACUGCGGCAACACCUUCCUGUGGAUGGAGCUUCGAUUUAACACACUAGCCAAGUGUCCCCACUGCAAAAAAAUAUCUUCUGUUGGCAGUGCUCUUCCCAGGAGGCGCUGUUGUGCUUAUAUAACCGUAGGAAUGAUCUGCAUUUUCAUCGGAGUCGGUCUAACGGUCGGUACUCGUGACUUUGCGAGACGCUAUAACGCCACCUACGUGUCCUGGGCGUUCGCCUACCUGCUGGGGCUCAUCUGCCUGAUCCGGGCCUGCUACUGGGGAGCCAUCAAAGUCAGCUACCCGGAAAACAGCUUCGCCUAGAGACAGAGCCGUGCCUGGCUGGUUGGAACCCACAAACUUUCGCUUUCAGUUGUCAUUUUUCCGAGACCCCCCCCGGAUUUGAGGUUUGGCGAAGUGCAGAGAGUCUGGAGUCUGGUUUGAAGUCGUCUUUUUUUUGUUUGUUUGUUUGUUUUGUGUCUGGAACAGUUUGAGUUGCUGAGCGAAUCCACUGCCUGCCGUUCAGUCUGGUGCGCCACAUCCUGGCUAGGUUUUUUUCUAAAUUCUUUUAAAUUAAUGGAGGAUUGGGAUUUAUUUUAUGUUGGAAACCAUGGAAGGAUACAGUAUUUUUACUGACCGACACGAUGGCGUCCACUUUUUUGUUUCUGACCAGACCAAACUGAGACAACCGUUUUGCCCACUACAUUUUUAUGCAAUUCUGAGUUGUUUUGCUGCUAGUCGAACUCCUGCAUACUGUAUUGUAACCUCAUCUCUUGCCUGUGUACUCAGAAAUACUAUUACCUUUUGAUUUUAGUGCUAAAAUAAAUCAUUUUUUAAAAGAUUGUCCUUAUAAAACCCAUGCGUGCCAACUUUGCUGCCCAGUGUUAGUAAAGAGGAGCUUUAGAUCAACAGAUGACUUUUUAUUAAAGUGUUGACUCUUGUUUGUUUUUGUGUGCCUGCUGUUCCCGAGUCAUCGCAGCAAUAACCCCUUCAGGUUAUUUUCUCCUGRUCUGACUCGAGCCUUUUGCAUGUCGACCCACUCGUGUCAGCGAGGCGGCGUUUCACUCUGUUUUAGAGGACGGUUGUGACGUUUCCAUCCUGAGUUUGAAUGUAAACCUUCUUCCUCCUCCUCCUCCCUGAGCUUGUAUCGCUGCUCUCCGACCUCCAACAUCCCAUGUCUGUAUCGUGACCAGUAGGCACAGUUUGAACCUUGUUUUGAAUGUGAUAAAGCAAAAAAAAAAAAAAAAAAAAAAAAAAAAAAAAAAAAAAAAAAAAAAAAAAAAAAAAAAAAANUCUCUGUACAUAACUUAAAUUCAGUAUUAGGGGAAAGUGAGUAGUGUGAGAGGUGGGAAAAGGAAAGAAAAUGGUUCAUGGGUGUUUUUAAAAAUGAUAAUUUAUCAAUAAAACAUAAAAACUGU
Molecule: messenger RNA, 2164 nt
Organism: Austrofundulus limnaeus
Lineage: Eukaryota; Metazoa; Chordata; Actinopteri; Cyprinodontiformes; Rivulidae
Gene: pip4p2
Product: phosphatidylinositol-4,5-bisphosphate 4-phosphatase 2
Biological process (GO): phosphatidylinositol dephosphorylation
Cellular component (GO): lysosomal membrane; late endosome membrane; phagocytic vesicle membrane
Molecular function (GO): phosphatidylinositol-4,5-bisphosphate 4-phosphatase activity
Source: RefSeq, a predicted model, not a curated record